Messenger RNA from Oncorhynchus keta (chum salmon), 6824 nucleotides. RefSeq names its product MORC family CW-type zinc finger 3a (gene morc3a). The record is from RefSeq and is a predicted model, not a curated record. Bases 91 to 3435 code for a protein of 1114 amino acids. The transcript is spliced from 19 exons. Lineage: Eukaryota; Metazoa; Chordata; Actinopteri; Salmoniformes; Salmonidae. Gene Ontology annotation, cellular component: nucleus; PML body. Gene Ontology annotation, molecular function: zinc ion binding; ATP hydrolysis activity.
CAUGUUAUGGGCGGGGUCAUGUCCCGCUGGGCGGUGCCCUCGCGCUGGACUUGUGCAUGUUGACCACGCCCCUUCUGCAUUUCGGAGAAGAUGGCGUCGCAAGUACAGAGAGGAGUGCCUCUAAGUGCGCUCUGUCCCAAGUUCCUCCACACAAACUCCACCAGCCACACCUGGCCCUUCAGCGCGAUCGCUGAAUUAAUAGAUAAUGCCUAUGAUCCAGAUGUCAAUGCCAAGCAGUUCUGGAUUGAUAAGACCCAGUUCAAAGGCCAAGACUGCCUCAUCUUCAUGGACAAUGGAAAUGGGCUGGACUAUGAAAAGAUGCACAAGAUGCUCAGCUUCGGUUACAGUGACAAGACAGUCAUAAACGGCCAGCACCCGAUUGGUCUCUACGGUAACGGUUUCAAGUCGGGGUCCAUGCGUCUGGGACGAGACGCCAUCGUGUUCUCCAAGUCUCUAGAUGGAGACACCAUGCAUGUAGGCAUGCUCUCACAGAGCUACCUGGCACAGAUUAAAGCAGAGCAGAUCAUCGUACCCAUUGUCUCCUUCCAACGCGUUGCACACAACCAGUUCCGUGUGAAUGAGAAGCACAAGGCCAGUCUGCAGGACAUCCUGUAUUACUCUCUCUUUAAGACGGAGAACGAGCUGCUCACAGAGCUCAAAGCCAUCAACUCCACCUGCUCCAUGGGCUCUUCAGGAACACGCAUCAUCAUCUGGAGCCUACGCAGGACAUUAACAGGACAGACAGAAUUUGAUUUCACAACAUCCAGUUACGACAUCAGAAUCCCGUUGGAUGUGUUGGAGAGCACCAGUGAGCAAUACAGGCGGUCGGAGCUGCUCACAAAACCAGAGAGUUACUACUCGCUACGUGCAUACUGCAGUAUUCUGUACCUGAAGCCGCGUAUGCAGAUCGUCAUUCGAGGGCAGAAAGUGAAGACUGAGCUCAUCUCCAAGAGCCUGGCAUACAUCGCUAAGGACUAUUACAAGCCCAACUUUGUGAACAGACGUAUUCCCAUCACGUUUGGGUACAACACCAAGAGCAAAGACCAAUACGGCAUCAUGAUGUACCACAAGAACCGCCUUAUAAAACCUUAUGAGCGAGUGGGCGUUCAACUCAAGGCCAACAUCCAAGGUCUCGGGGUCAUUGGGGUUAUCGAGUGUAACUUUCUGGAGCCCACCCACAACAAGCAAGAUUUUGACAAUACCGACAAAUACAGGAAAACCAUCAACAACUUAGGGGUUAAGCUGGAGGACUACUGGAAAGAGAUCCGCUUUAAAAGAGACAAAGAAGAUCCUAACAGCACCGUACCAGUGGAAGACACCAUGAAGCGCCCGGACCAGAACUGGGUGCAAUGUGACACCUGCCUGCGCUGGAGGAAGCUGCCAGAUGGGAUUGAUUGCAGACUGCUCCCAGAGAAGUGGUUCUGCCACAUGAAUCCCGACCCCCAAUUCAGGAGCUGCAUGGUAGAGGAAGAGCCUGAAGACUCCGAUGAUGACCAACCUUCAUACCAGAAAACCUACAAGCAACAUGAAAGGAACACCAAAAUGCAGCAGGAGUGGAAACGACAACAGUAUGAAGAUGAGCAGAAGAAGGCAGAGCGGAUGCGGAUUGCAGCGCUGGCUCGGCAGAACGAAGCUCUGAGGCGCCAACAGGAGGACCUGAAACUGCAGCUUAUAAAGACAUCGAGCUUCAGGACAGCUGUACAGAUGUCUCCAGCUUCUGCUCCCCCCACAGUCAGAGUUAAUGUGAAGGCACCACUGAGCACUAGGGCUACCACAGCAUCACCACUCAGUGCUAGGCCCAGAUCAUCUCCUCUCAGGAUCUCUCCCCUCACUCAAUCAGGGACCAGCCCUUCCUCCAACCACAUGCCCAUCAUCUCUAGCGUGUGCUCUCUUUCAACCCCUCCAGCCCCUUCAACACCUUCAAGAAUGAAGAGAACAUUGGCCAUGACCUCUGAAAGGGACACCAAAAGACCCAGGGUGAACGGUUUCCACCAAAACACCUCUAUGGGAUCCGCAUCAACGGCAGCAGAGACGAAUGUGUCAUCCCCAUCAGUCAUCAUCCCGAUUGACGAUGACGAUGAUGAGAUCACGGAUGACGAUGACAUUGUUAUCUUGGAGACCAACAGCACCCCUAUUCCAAAGAAGGCAACCUUUGACAUGGCCAAGGUCAAGUCAGAGAGUAGGGCUGUGGAAACACCUUCUGGCACUGGCAACGUUAGGACCAAUGGCAUAGGAACAAGCUCUGUGGAGACGGGAACCGCAGCGACCAACCUCUCCCCUCUACCACCUUCCUCAGAGCAGAUGAGCAUCACCACCCAGACAGACAUACGGGGUGAAGUGAAGGAUGAAGAGGAGGAGGAGCGAAAGAAAAAGGAGGAAGUGGAAAAGGAGAAGGAGAAGGAGAGAAUAGAGAACUGGACAAAAGUGAAGAACAAAGAAGAGGACAACAAGAAGAAGGAGGAAAGAGAUAGGAAGAGAACAGAACCAGGCCCAUCCUCUGCAGGCCCAUCCUCUGCAGGCCCCUCUACACCAGGCCCCUCCACACCAGGCCCCUCCACACCAGGCCCCUCCACACCAGGCCCCUCCACACCAGGCCCGUCCUCUGCAGGCCCGUCCUCUGCAGCCCCAUCCACACCAGGCCCAUCCACACCAGGCCCAUCCUCUGCUGGCCCAUCCUCUGCAGGCCCAUUCUCUGCUGGCCCAUCUGUCCCAGACCCAUCAGACCUUCCUCGGAUUGACUUCCGUAACCUGUCAGAAGCACAGGAGCAGCAAGAUCAGCUGCUGGAGCUCAUGCAGGCUGCAGCCCAUGAGAGGGACCAGUUCAAGGAACAGGUCCACAAGUUGACCUGCCAGCUCCAUGACCUGGAGGGCAGCAUGCAGGAGCAUUCCCAGGCCGCUGUGAAGAGAGAGCAAUGCCACCUGGCCUGUCAGACUGGAGCAGGGGAUGGAGAACGAGAGCAGGCAGAGGGGAGUAAGGUCAGUGACCAGCUGGCUGUACAGGUAGACACUCUGCUCCAGGACCUCAGCAAUGCCAACUGUGAACGUGACAUGCUACGCUCCCAGGUGGCGGCUAUGAAAGAGGAGAAGGGCAACCUCUUGUCCCAGUGUGAGACGCUGCAGCUGGACGUGGUGGAGCUGAGGAGGGAGAAACAAGAGUGGGAGAGAGAGAAAGAGGAGAGAGAGAAACAGGAGAGAGAAGCAGCUCAGGCUGCAGCUGCCCAGACAGAGAGGGGAGACGUAGCGGCCACUAGUGCUGCUAAUGGCUCCACCUCGGAGGCACCCCAGACGCUGAGGGAGCUUCGGAGGAGCAUUGGUCGUCUCCUGGUCACGUUUGUCCCAGCGUUGGACCUUGAACAAGUCAACUACGACUGUCCAGUCAUCGACGAGAUCCUCCAUCAGGUUCUUACUGAUGUGGAGACGUUGGGGCCUGCGUAAGGGCCUGGGGCGGGAUAUGGAUGGAGGGGUUGUCCUCCAUCUAACUCUGUGAGGAGAGGCAGACCUGGAGAUGGUCACAGAGACUUCCUGCCUCUCCUUUUACCUCAGCGUUUUUACACUUUUUAAAUGUAUUUUCUAUGGAUUUUUUACAAGUGAAAGAGGGAAUGAACUGAAAAGUAUUUAUUUGUAUUGCUGUACAAACUUUUAUAUUGUUCCAUGACCAUGGUGGUACUUAAUGAUGCAACAAACAGUAAGCUAUUUUGCACUGAAACUUUGGGGUUACUGAGUUCAACCUCUCCUUCUCACAAACACUUACUACUCCAAUGUGGAUGGAGGCUCUAGAAUCAUGUCAGUGUUCCGGGAAGAUGUUUUUCUCUUCGAUUACAGGUGACCACAGUGAACUUUCCUGGAAUGAUGUCAGGAACAGAGGAGUUUUCACUUGAUGAGUUAAGGGACAUAGUCUCCACCAUGAUCUGCUCUGUGGCUUGGUAGAAGGACUCCCGUCUCUCCCAAACCAGACAUAACCAUCAGUUCUACAUCGUUCCUAGAUCAAGACAGAUUAAGUUCAGUAUUCAAUGUUGCAUUCACUCUUAUGUGCUCAUGUUCAUUUAUAUGCUAAGAAAUAAUGAAGACUUUUUCACCCAAAUCUUGAGUUAACAUAUAUUUUUAUUUUGUGUUGUAUGUUUUAUAACUAGGAGUAUGAUAUCAUAACCUCUCCCCUCACUCUUGUCACACGUUUGUCUUAUCAGAGUACUAUCAAUCCCUCUCUGUUCUUUUGAGCUGAGACUGAUGUUUCUCUUGAAAUAACAGGGUUUUUGCACUCCAGAGGAUUUCAAACUUAUUCCUACCUCUGGGACGCUAACAAAAUUGUCAAUUAUUAAUUAAAAGUUAAGGUCCGAAUGCGGGAGAUUGUAAUGCAAGAGAUGGGGGAUGAGUCCAGAGAGGUGCAGUGCAUUUAGACCCCUUGACUUUUUCCACAUUUUGUUACGUUACAGCCUUAUUCUAAAAUUGAUUAAAUAGUUUUUCCCCCCUUCAUCGAUCAUCACACAAUACCCCAUAAUGACAAGACAAAAACAGUUUGACAAUUUUGCUAAUUUAUAAAAAAUAAAACCUGAUAUGACAUUUACAUAAGUAUUCAGACCCUUUGCUCAGUACUUUGUUGAAGCACCUUUGGCAGUGAUUACAGCCUCGAGUCUUAGGUUUUUUACGUUACAAGCUUGGCAUACCUGUAUUUGCGGUGUUUCUCCUAUUCUUCUCUGCAGAUCCUCUCAAGCUCUGUCAGGUUGGAUGGGCAGUGUUGCUGCACAGCUAUUUUCAGGUCUCCAGAGAUGUUCGAUUGGGUUCAAGUCUGGGCUCUGGCUGGGCCACUCAAGGACAUUCAGACUUGUCCCAAAGCCACUCCUAUUUUGUUUUGGCUGUGUGCUUAGGAUGAUUGUCCUGUUGGAAGGUGAACCUUCACCCCAGUCUGAGGUCCUGAGUGCUCUGGAGCAGGUUUUCAUCUGUACUUUGCUCUGUUCAUCUUUCCCUUGAUCCUGUCUAGUCUCCCAGUCUCUGCCGCUGAAAAACAUCCCCACAUCAUCAUGCUGCCACGAACAUGCUUCACCGUAGGGAUGGUGCCAGGUUUCCUCCAGACAUGACGCUUACCAUUCAGGCCAUGGAGUUCAAUCUUGGUUUCAUCAGACCGAUACAGAUAAUCUUGUUUCUCAUGGACUUUAGGUGCCUUUUGGCAAACUCCAAGCGGGCUGUCAUGUGCCUUUUACUGAGGAGUGGCUUCCAUCUGGCCACUUUACCAUAAAGGCCUGAUUGGUGAAGUGCUGCAGAGAUGGUUGUCUUUCUGGAAGGUUCUCCCAUCUCAACAAAGUAACUCUAGAGCUCUGUCAGUGACCAUCGGGUUCUUGGUUUCAACUAGGACCUGAGCCCUAGGAUCAUGCCCCAGGACUACCUGACAUGAUGACUCCUUGCUGUCCCCAGUCCACCUGGCCGUGCUGCUGCUCCAGUUUCAACUGUUCUGCCUUAUUAUUAUUCGACCAUGCUGGUCAUUUAUGAACAUUUUAACAUCUUGGCCAUGUUCUGUUAUAAUCUCCACCCAGCACAGCCAGAAGAGUACUGGCCACCCCACAUAGCCUGGUUCCUCUCUAGGUUUCUUCCUAGGUUUAGGCCUUUCUAGGGAGUUUUUCCUAGCCACCAUGCUUCUACACCUGCAUUGCUUGCUGUUUGGGGUUUUAGGCUGGGUUUCUGUACAGCACUUUGAAAUAUCAGCUGAUGUACGAAAGGCUAUAUAAAUACAUUUGAUUUGAUUUUGAUGAUUUGGUCACCUUCCUGACCAAAGCCUUUCUCCCCCAAUUGCUCAGUUUGGCCGGGCGGCCAGCUUGAGGAAGAGUCGUGGUGGAUCCUAACUUCUUCCAUUUAAGAAUGGAGGAGGCCACUGUGUUCUUGGGGCCCUUCAAUGCUGCAGAAAUGUUUGGUACCCUUCCCCAGGUCUGUGCCUUGACACACUCCAUUCUCGUAGCUCUACGGACAAUUCCCUCGACCUCACAGCUUGGUUUUUUCUCUGACAGGCACUGUCAACUGUGGAACCUUAUAGACAGGUGUGUGCCUUUCCAAAUCAUGUCCAAUCAAAUGAAUUUACCCCCAGGUGGACUCCCAAGUUAUUGAAACAUCAAGGAUGAUCAAUGGAAACCGGAUGCCCCUGAGCUCAAUUUCAAGUCUCAUUGCAAAAGAGUCUGAAUACCUAUGUAAAUAAGCUAUUUUUAAUAAAUGAGCAAAAAUGUCAACCUGUUUUUGCUUUGUUGAUAUGGGGUAUUGUGUGUAGAUUGCUGCGGAAAAAUAUUUAUUUAAUCCAUUUUAGAAUAAGGCUGUAAUGUAAAGAGAAAUGUGGAAAUCGUCAAGUGGUCUGAAUAUUUUCUGAAAGCACUAUAUUUCAAAGCAGGAUCAAAUUGUUAGCCAGCUCAAACCACUCCAAACUUUGUAGUUCAUGAAGAAAGAUUGACUCAUUGAGGUCGUACAACUGACUCAAUAUCUUCAACGAUCCAUAUUUAACUGAACCUUUUUAUUACUUAACUGGAAAAUCAGCAGCUAUAUCUGGAAUGUUUAUCAAAGUUAACUGGUUAAUUUAUUGAUUUGUGAUUCAUCCCUCAAUUGGGAUUAGAGAGUGGGAAUGUGCUUUGUUUUCGCGACACGAGGGAAUUUUGGUUGUCCUUUUAGCAAUGCAACUGUCCCGGAUGUAUUAUUUCUUUUAAAAAUAUAUUUAUUUUUUUCACUGUUCUAAAACGAUGCGUUGACUUUUUUUUCAAUGUAUAGCCUCUACAAAAGAUACAUUACCAACAUUGCUUCUAAAAGUAUGCAAUGAAAAAACAGACCUUGAAAUCCCAAUAACAUUUAUUGACUAA